AUGCUGUUCAUAGGUAGAUCACAAGAAACGGAAACCAUGAAACGUGAUUGGAAAAAGCAAGAUGAGAUAAAAAUUCUAAUGGAUCGGUGCAGAACAUUGGUUGUUUUAUCGAGUUUGGUAUGUACUUUUGCAGCUGUUAUCUCAUUACACAAGAUUCUGAGCCAAGAUGUCAAAUUUGUAAAACCGUUUUCUCCUCUACCUGCUGGCUUAUAUGGGAACCACUUAGAGCCAUUUGUUGGAGAACCUCCUCCUCCUGCUAAGCCUUACCACCAAGCGCAUAAUGCAGAAGCAGUAGGAUCCCUUAAUGCUGCACUAGAGAUGAAAAAACACGGAAAACCAGAUAAAGCGCUAAAAUUAUUUCAACACGCGUUUGCACUGUCUCCUAAACAUCCAGACAUUCUUAACCAUUAUGGAGAGUUUCUAGAAGACACAAAAAAGGAUAUUGUUAGAGCAGAUCAGCUGUACACAUUAGCUUUAUCAAAUUCCCCUGAACACAGUGGAGCUUUAACAAACCGUCAACGGACUGCUAGUAUAGUAGAAAAUCUUGAUCGCGAAAUGUUACGAAAGAUUGACGAAAAACGAGAGGCUUUGUUAUCUAUACCAGAGAAUGACUCCGCUUUGCGAAGAGCUAAGAAGGAAGCAUACUUCCAGCAUAUAUAUCACACUGUUGGUAUUGAGGGCAAUACAAUGACUUUGUCCCAAACAAGAAGUAUUUUAGAGACAAGAAUAGCUGUUGCGGGAAAGAGCAUAGAUGAACACAAUGAGAUUUUAGGUUUAGAUGCAGCUAUGAAGUACAUAAAUGACACAUUGUUGUACCGUUUACGGGAUAUAACUAUGGGCGACAUUUUGGAGAUUCAUAAAAGAGUCUUGGGGCAUGUAGAUCCAGUUGAAGGGGGCCAUUUCAGACGUACACAAGUUUAUGUCGGAGGACAUAUUCCACCAGGCCCAUCAGAUAUACAAAAUUUAAUGACUCAAUUCUUAGAAUGGUUGAAUUCAGAAGAUGCUAUGGAGUUGCAUCCUGUUAGAUAUGCAGCAUUAGCACACUACAAACUUGUUCACAUCCACCCAUUUAUUGAUGGCAAUGGAAGAACCUCUCGCCUCCUCAUGAACCUUCUCUUGAUGCAAGCUGGGUAUCCACCAGUGAUAAUUGCAAAGCAGCAUCGCCACUUAUACUACCAACAUUUGCAGACAGCUAAUGAGGGAGACGUCAGACCUUUUGUUAGAUUCAUAGCACAAUGUACUGAACGGACAUUAAACUUAUACCUGUGGGCGACCAGCGAGUAUAGUCAUAUGGUACCUGCGAUUGGAGAACCACAAAUUCUCACUGGUGAGGGAUUUGAAGAUCUGCUCUAG
Messenger RNA from Leptosia nina, 1353 nucleotides. NCBI's taxonomy places the organism in Eukaryota, Metazoa, Arthropoda, Insecta, Lepidoptera, Pieridae. The record is from the annotation of a GenBank genome assembly.